ACAGGAGUGCUCUGAGGUUAGGGCGGAGGGCUAAUUGAGAAGGACGCUGGGAACUCUAACUCAGUCCAGACCACCGCUGGCCAGCGCGUUAUUCAGGUAUCAGCCCCUUUGGCUAGAAAUAGUGGGGUCCUCUCUCCUUCCCACUCUUCUCAGUUGCUGCCCCCUCCUACGAGUGAAUUUUCUCUCCCGAGCAGGGCUGAUUUCCUAGGCUUUCUUUCCCUUCCCUCGGCAGCGCUCUGACGUGCACACCAUGUGACAGGCCCCCUUCUGCUAUAAGCCGAGGAAAGGUCCGCCCUCUCCUGGACUCAGCCCUGGCCUCGCCGAGCUCUGUUCCUAGACUCUCAGCCGUCCCGCAUUCUCCUGGGCGCCCACCACUCUGACUCGCCCUCCGGGGUCCCGCCACCCCCUCCUCAACUGACCGGGCGAAAGACACUCGAAGAGGGAAGGUCAAGUCCUACGCCCAGGCCGGGAGCGAGCGGAGCCCCGGGAGCGCAGAAACCUCGCGGCUGCGGCGGCGGCGGCGCAGGAGUUACAAAGUCGCAGCGCGAGACUCCGCCGCAGCCCGGUAGCCCCCGCGCAGCUCAGGUAGCGGCGGCGCCCCCAGCGUGGCGCCCCCGGGCCGGGCUCGCUGCCCGGGACCCGGGCUGGGGCGCAGAGGGAGCCCGGAGCCCGGCGCCCCCAUGCGCCGCCCCGCCGCCGCGGUGCCACAGCUAUGACCCUGAGCACGGAGAUGUCCGAUGCCUCCGGCCUCGCGGAGGAGACAGACAUCGACGUGGUGGGGGAGGGCGAGGACGAGGACGACGAGGAAGAGGAGGACGACGACGAGGGUGGCGGUGGCAGCUCCCGGCUGGCUGUCCCCGCGCAGCGGCGGCGGCGGCGGCGGGGCUCGUACGCCGGGGAGGACGAGCUGGAGGAUCUGGAGGAGGAGGACGACGACGAUGACAUCCUGCUGGCCCCGCGGGCAGGGUGCUCCCCGGGGCCCCCAGGCCCAGCCCCGGCAGCGGGGGCCGGAGCCGGUGGGGGCAGCAGCGCGGGCGCAGGCGGCGGCGGCGGCGGCGGCGGGAGCGCGGGCGGAGGAGCCAAGAACCCGCUGGUGAAGCCGCCCUACUCGUACAUCGCUCUCAUCACCAUGGCCAUCCUGCAGAGCCCCAAGAAGCGGCUGACGCUGAGCGAGAUCUGCGAAUUCAUCAGUGGCCGCUUCCCCUACUACCGGGAGAAGUUCCCCGCCUGGCAGAACAGCAUCCGCCACAACCUCUCGCUCAACGACUGCUUCGUCAAGAUCCCCCGCGAGCCGGGCAACCCGGGCAAGGGCAACUACUGGACGCUCGACCCCGAGUCCGCCGACAUGUUCGACAACGGCAGCUUCCUGCGCCGGAGGAAGCGCUUCAAGCGGCAGCCGCUGCUCCCGCCCAACGCCGCCGCCGCCGAGUCGCUGCUGCUGCGCGGCGCGGGAGCCGCGGGGGGCGCGGGGGACCCAGCGGCGGCGGCCGCCGCGCUCUUCCCGCCCGCGCCCCCGCCGCCGCCGCAUGCUUACGGCUACGGCCCCUACGGCUGCGGCUACGGCCUGCAGCUGCCGCCCUACGCGCCGCCCUCGGCCCUCUUCGCCGCCGCCGCCGCCGCUGCAGCCGCCGCCUUCCACCCGCACUCGCCCCCGCCGCCCCCGCCGCCGCACGGCGCGGCCGCCGAGCUGGCCCGGACCACCUUCGGCUACCGGCCGCACCCGCUGGGCGCCGCCCUGCCCGGCCCCCUGCAGGCCUCGGCGGCCAAGGCGGGCGGCCCCGGCGCCUCGGCGCUGGCGCGCUCGCCCUUCUCCAUCGAGAGCAUCAUCGGAGGCAGCCUGGGCCCGGCCGCCGCCGCCGCUGCCGCCGCGCAGGCCGCCGCCGCCGCGCAGGCCUCGCCCUCUCCCUCGCCGGUGGCUGCGCCGCCCGCGCCCGGAUCCGGCGGCGGAGGCUGCGCGGCGCAGGCGGCCGUGGGCCCGGCAGCCGCGCUCACCCGCUCCCUCGUGGCCGCCGCGGCUGCCGCCGCCUCCUCCGUCUCCUCGUCAGCCGCGCUGGGGACUCUGCACCAAGGGACUGCCCUGUCCAGUGUCGAGAACUUUACUGCUAGGAUUUCAAAUUGUUAAUAACGCUAUGUUAGCGCGCUUGAGAAAGAGAAGGUAGGAAUCCUGGCUCCUUUUUGCAUCUUGGUGGUUUGGUGUUUUGUUCGCCCCUCUCGGCGCGGCCCCUCCUGACCUCGCGCGCCCAUUUUCUCCGCUUCGGAUUCUCGGACGAAACUGUGUUUGGCAACAGCUCGGGCCCAGUUUUCGGCUCUGCGGGUCCCUCUAUUUAUGCAAAGUCGUCCUAUGCUGCAGCCUCCGACCUGGGGUAGGGAGGAAGAGGGUGCUGGUGGGGGUCCGCCCUGUCUAGGCACUAGGGACUUCCUUGACUUUGACAAACUAAAAACAACAACAAACAACUAAGCCUUUCUGAGGUGUAAAGAUUCUCAGAUCAGGUCCAGGCGUUAAAAAAUAAAUACUGUUCAAAAGAAGAAUAAUACAGAAAUAGCAAAGGUCUCAAAGAAUGCCAGCGAAGCAAUACUUUUUUAUUUGAGGACACUUGUCUGGUGUACUUUUUCAUUAAAAGGAAAGAAUGAUUAACAUGUUUACACAAGAAAAGUCAAAAUUAUCAUUUCUUAUUUUAACCUGUGUUUUGUAUCAUAAUAGACAUGCGGAAUUUUUAUUUUGUACUUACUGCGUAUUCUUUACAAGGAGAAUUGUAAAUUUUACUGGCAAUUAUUAUUGUACUAUUCUAAUGUAAGGUUUUUACACUUUUUCAGAAAUAAAAUACUUAAUUUUCAAAGAAAAGUCACCAAAA
Lemur catta (Ring-tailed lemur) is the source of this 2852-nucleotide messenger RNA. It is a transcript of the gene FOXD1, whose product is annotated as forkhead box D1. The record is from RefSeq and is a predicted model, not a curated record. The coding region runs from base 713 to 2122 and encodes 469 amino acids. Gene Ontology annotation, biological process: regulation of transcription by RNA polymerase II; anatomical structure morphogenesis; cell differentiation. Lineage: Eukaryota; Metazoa; Chordata; Mammalia; Primates; Lemuridae. The transcript has a single exon. Gene Ontology annotation, molecular function: RNA polymerase II cis-regulatory region sequence-specific DNA binding; DNA-binding transcription factor activity, RNA polymerase II-specific.